This is a messenger RNA of Choloepus didactylus (southern two-toed sloth), 2658 nucleotides long. RefSeq names its product polycomb group ring finger 1 (gene PCGF1). The record is from RefSeq and is a predicted model, not a curated record. NCBI's taxonomy places the organism in Eukaryota, Metazoa, Chordata, Mammalia, Pilosa, Megalonychidae. The coding region runs from base 1619 to 2548 and encodes 309 amino acids. Gene Ontology annotation, molecular function: promoter-specific chromatin binding. Gene Ontology annotation, biological process: negative regulation of transcription by RNA polymerase II. The transcript has 13 exons. Gene Ontology annotation, cellular component: PRC1 complex.
CGCCGGUUCUGGAACCACGUCUUGACCUGUGCGUCCGUCAUGCGCAGGGCCUUGGCCAGCGCCGCCCUCUCGGCAGAGGCCAGGUACUUCUGGCGCAGGAAGCGCCGCUCCAGCUCCAGCACCUGCGAGCGUGAGAAGGACGUGCGCGGCUUCUUCCGCUUCGGGGGCGUCCGGUUUUGGUAGGGGUGGCCUAUGCGGCGCGUCCCGGAGAAGGGCGAGAGCGCGGCUACAGAGAGGACGAAGGACCAGGGCAGGGUUUGCGGGGUGGCCAGAGGGGCCACUAAGAGAGCGCAGCAGCUCAGGCCACGGAACUCCCGCGCCGCAUCCUUACCCUGGCCCCAAGCUUGGCCCCGCAUCAGAGAAGGACCCGAGACAAGAAAGGGCCUCAAAAGAACUCCUCCCACCCCUUUGGACGAGGGAGAGACUUCUCCCGUAACUGCUCGCUGCCCUCCCCGUGGUGUGGGUCGUGUGGUUGCAGGGGCUGGGGGGCACGGGCACCGACGGCAACUCCCUCCCCAUUGCCUCGCCGCGGCGGGACCAAGAGAUGCGAGUUGGGGGAGGAACUCUAGAAUGAUCCGGGAGGAGGUAUAAAAGGGGCUCCUUGAGCUGGGGCAGAAGAACCAGAGAUGAGGAAACGAGGUCAACGUGGGGCCUGAGGUUAGAAGGGUCGCACAACCUCACCCGUGAGCCGGUCCUUGGCGAAGCGGCGGCCGCUGUCCAUCCAGGGAAAGGUGCCUCCUCCCCCAGCCCUCACUCUUGGCCGCCCGAUGGGUCCUGCCUACCGACACCCGGUUUCGUUGUGGCCCCUGCCCAAGUGCCCUCGAAGACCAAAUCUCGUUGUGGCUUCCCGGCUGCGAGGGGAGGAAGUUUGGGAAACGAUUCCCGGCGAGCUGGAGGCGCGGGGAAGAUGACAGGUGUGGGAAGGGGGGCGGCGGGGCACGGCCGGUGGGCUACGGCGGGGACAAGCCCUCUGGGCCUGUGAACCGGGGAUACCUCCCGGCCUCUUCCAUAGCCUCCCCUCCACCCCCAACCUGUCCAGGCGCACCAGUGAUCCGUGUUUUUUAGGAUUUCGAUUUUCCGAAAUUGGUGCAAAACGGACCCGUGGCUCAACCCGGACCAGCUCAUGCGGACCCUUCACCACACCCCGAGGAGCCCCAGAAAUUACGCCUGGAGCGUGAUGGAGAAGGGAAGUGCUGGAAUUCUGGGACCGCUCGGUGACCUUGUGACCUCUGGAUGGCCGCGGACCGGGGAGUUGGGAUUGUAUGAUCCCUCAUCCCUCCCCGGGAUGGGACCCCCCGCCGGGCGGGCCCCUGCGCCUUAGGCCCGCCCCCGCCGCCGCCCGGCCCGGUGCAGGCCGCCGUAAUCGGGUUAGCUGGGCCGGAAUUACAUUACCUUCCCCAGCCUGGGGGGGGACCCUGGCGCCUCCGAGCCGGUGAGACUGGGCGCGGGGAGGGGGGCUCUCUUACCAUCCCGCGCAGGGUGGGCACCGACCAGCCGCUCGGUCUGCCUCGGACACGUGGUGGUCAGAAGCCCCUGCCCCACUGGCUCAGCCCUCGCCCCGCGCCCCCAGCCCACUCCAGCGCUCAGCCCCAUGCGCCGGUUUCCCGUGUGAGCCGAAAUGCCAUCCAAUUCUCAUAGAUGGGUGUCCUUAGGAGCACGGAUCUUCCAACUGAUUCUCCAGGGUCCCCUGGGAAAGACUGCCCCUCCUUCCUCUCCAGCAGAUGGACUGGCAGCCUGGCGCCUGAGGCAGGGGCAACUCCCUCCAUUCAGGAGGUCAGAAAAGGGGGGCCAGAUUGCGAUCGCGAUGAGGCUUCGGAACCAGCUCCAGUCAGUGUACAAGAUGGACCCGCUACGGAACGAGGAGGAGGUCCGAGUGAAGAUCAAAGACCUGAAUGAGCACAUCGUCUGCUGCCUGUGCGCCGGAUACUUCGUGGAUGCCACCACGAUCACAGAGUGUCUUCAUACUUUCUGCAAGAGUUGUAUUGUGAAGUACCUCCAAACCAGCAAGUACUGCCCCAUGUGCAACAUCAAGAUCCACGAGACACAGCCACUGCUCAACCUCAAACUGGACCGGGUCAUGCAGGACAUCGUGUACAAGCUAGUGCCUGGCUUGCAAGACAGUGAGGAGAAACGGAUUCGGGAAUUCUACCAGUCCCGAGGCUUGGACCGUGUCACCCAGCCUAGCGGGGAAGAACCAGCCCUGAGCAACCUUGGCCUCCCCUUCAGCAGCUUUGACCACUCUAAGGCCCAUUAUUAUCGCUAUGAUGAACAGCUGAGCUUGUGCCUGGAGCGGCUGAGUUCUGGCAAAGAUAAGAAUAAAAGCGUCUUGCAGAACAAAUACAUCCGAUGUUCCGUUAGAGCUGAAGUUCGCCAUCUCCGGAGGGUCCUGUGUCACCGUUUGAUGCUAAAUCCCCAGCAUGUGCAGCUCCUUUUUGACAAUGAAGUUCUCCCCGACCACAUGACAAUGAAGCAGAUAUGGCUUUCCCGUUGGUUUGGCAAGCCGUCCCCUUUGCUUUUACAAUACAGUGUGAAAGAGAAGAGGAGGUAGGGGCCAAGCCCCUACCCUACACCCCUCCCCUCCCCUCCCCAGAUAUUUAUGUGAAAUUAAUUGUGGCUUUAUUUUUUGAAAUAAAAACUUAAAAUAAAAUUUAAAAAAAA